CAGAGUCCGCGUGGAGGAGGAUGAGGAGGAUGAAGGCUGCAGAGGGACGGUGAGGCCACGGGGCGAGAAGGAGACGCCACGCGGCGUGGAUUGUCCCGCGUGUUUUUCAGCUUCAGGAAGAAAAACUGUCUGUGACGGAACUCUGCGCGUGCACAGAGCGCGCCCAGGUGACCGCAGGUUAGAGCAGCUCCCCUGAUGAACCCUCUAGCAGCUCUCAGCAUGGACCCAAACACUCUGGUUAUAGGAACUGUCCCCCCCCACAGAGGAAUGAUCUUGAAUGGCGUCCAUUCUCUCUCUAAACAAAAGCAGCCGGACUCGUCCCUCCAGCGUGGUUCUGACCUCCAGCGUAAGCCCACUGUGCCCGUUUUAGAAAACCAGAAAUCUGGAAGUGUUGAACUUUACAGAAGCCCAACUCCAGAGCUGCAGGAAGUUCUGCUCGUCUCAGCGGCAGAGACUAACGGCCUCGGGUUGAACCACGGGCCUGCAGUCAUUGACAAGCAGUCAGAAGGGAGUUUAAAUGGUGCUGGCAGCUUUUUCAGCCUCCCGUGGGUCAGUCCUUACAUGGAUCCUUCAUCUUACCCCUUCUUGGACAUGGCAUACAGAACCUCCCUCCUGUCUGCGUUGCCUUUCACCCCUAAGCCUCUAGCAUAUCAGUCUUUGUGUGCAAAUGGCAGUAGUACAUCUAGAGAUGAAAGACUUUUCUUCAUUUCUCCGUACUCAGCAGCUCAGCUCGUCUCCUCACUGGCGGCUCCCAGCAGGACGUCCCCUGCAAACCCCACCCGUUCUGUUCUCUCACCUCUGCCCCACGGCCAGGAAAAGACCUUGCAGGGCUUUGGACAACAACGGCCUGAAGAACGUUCUGCUGUUAGGACCAGUUCCCAGACUCUGCAGAUGCAGACAGAUCCAUCUGAAUGUCAGCAAGAGGACAGAUUCCACAGUGAUUCCGCAUGUCGAUCCACCUCUACCGAAGGCAGAGCUGACAGUGGAGCUCAUGGUUCCCAACCGUCUGACUCUCUUCCUCAAUCCCAGUCCAUCAGCAGUCCCAGUACAGAGCUCCAGAAUCUCUACUACCAGAGUCUCUCCUCAACUUUAACCGUUCUUGCUGCUUCCCAUCAUUUCUACAGUAGCUCCCAGCAAAGCUGUUCCACAGACACAGGCAGAGGCAGUACCAGAGAUACCAUCAGUAACACUGACAAACAUUCAACACACGCAAAGCAAUCCCUAAGCAAUGUUGUACCUCAGGAAGCCACCAAAAACCGCGAAGAAAAGGGGAAUUCUGCUGAACAGGCCGCUGAAUUCCUGAAUAGAUUUCCAUCCCAAUCCCAGGCGCUGGUCAAUCUGGAGUAUUCACAACCAUCUCAACAUAUGCUGGUACCCAAUCAGAAGCAAGACCUGAAAGAGGCUCAAGCUUUAGCUGUCAGCUCUUUGAACAAGACUUCAAAUCACGGGACCAUCUGUACCGUAACCUCUACUGGAGGCUCUUCCUCAGCUAUAAGCUCUAACCGUGAUGUUUGCUCCCAAGCCACAAGCAGAGCAGCCGACAAUAUUCAGUUAGUUUCAACUGAAUCUACGAUCGGACAGAAAACCGCUACCCAGAGUACCGUCUCUGCAGCAAACCGUUCUACAAAUAUCCCCAAAACAAAGGCGGAAGGGCCCCAAGUUUCUCCUCCUGACUCUAGGAAAAGCAGCAAAGAGGACCACUUCUCAAGAAAACAUAUUAAAACUCCAUCAAAUGCCAACAGUAAUGAUAACCAACCUGAUCUGUUACAUUACCAACGGUUAAAUCAAGAGAAUAAAAACUCCUCCAGUCAGAUUUAUAAAAACUCUCAUCUACCUCAUGGUUUAGGUCACAGUAAACGCUACGUCCGGUACUCUGUACCAGACACUAUGUCAAUGCAGCGAAUGUCAGUGCCAAAUAAUGGCUAUCCUCAUCCUGUAUUGCUAGGCAACAACAGCUUUAACCAGUCAGGUACUGCAGUCAAACAUGGCCACCCAUAUGGAAGAUUAACUUAUGAGAGCGCUGAGAAGAUAGCCUCCAUGUCAACCUGUUCAGGUUUUCAAAACAAAGAGAAAAAUCAUUGUUUGUCUGAAACCCAUGAAGUCAGAAAUAAAGAACAAUUUAUGGACCAAAAAAGGCAAGACGCUAACCCCUGUCAAAAGACGAACAAUGACAUUAAAACUAUAAAUCCAGCUUCUAAAGCUGCUCCAGAUGAAUCUGUUGGUCGGGGUGAAGAAGUUAGUUCUGACUCGGUGCGUGAGGAAAAUACUACAGAAAACAGUUGCACACCUUUUGUGGCUGUUUUCCCCAAAUACUGCAACAACAGAUUGAACCAAUUCCAAGGAAAGAGGGCAUUGCUUUCAGAAACUCCUCAUCAUAUCUGGAAUGCCAGACAUAGAGUAGCCUCACUAAGCCAAACUCCACCUCACUGCACUUCUUCAUCGCUCCCUAGUAGUAGCCAAGAGAUCUCAGAGGAGGAAAACCCACAAAGCCCAUUCCUAGACAUCCCAGAAGAGCUAUCAAUGCAAUCUGCCCGAACAUCUCCAUGGCAGUUCUCAACAAACUCUAAACCUAGAGAUGAUCAGCCAGUGGCAUUAGGUGAUUUUGAUGUAAAACCUUCCGUACAGGAAGCAAACUCUGAAUCUUGGAAUAAAGGAGACAAUCCUCGGCAAAGUCCUCCCAAAAAUAGGAUAUCAUUGGUUCCAAAUAGUGAUAUUAGUUCUGGUGACCUUACAGAUGAUGAUGCAGGCGCAAACUCAAAGAGUCCAGCAUGUGGAGGUGGGAAUCCAUCAGGAAGUGCAGGUUGCUCCAGAAAGAGACCAAAUACUGAGGUCCCAGGGUGGAGCAUGUUCAGUCCCAGAUUCCUGGCCGAAGGAGAACUUGAUUCUAUGCCUUCAUCUUGUUCUAGACUUAACCCCAAAGAACCCACAUGUACCAGAGACGGUAAAUGUCCGAAAGUUAGCCGUUUCUGUCGCAGAAAUCAGAGUUUGACGGCGUCGCCGACUGACCCUGGGAGUUCUUUAAUUGGUGAAAAUGGGAACUCAAUUUGUAAAAACAGUCGUGACCAAUUUUCUAAUGAGGAACAUCACAAUGCUGUCAGCCCAACUCCCAGUCCUACCAGUGGAAAGACUCCCUUUGUCGUCGAUCCCAGUUUCCCUCUUCAUGGUCUGAACAUUUUUGCUACAAACGGAGAUGACAGCAGAGUCCAUGAUGAUCCAUCGCCACAUGUGGACAAGGACCUUCACACCAAUGCCAGCUGUGGGAAUGAAGGGGAGAACAUCCAACACGAUGUCAGUCUCCUCCACCGUGAUGCUAAAGACCUCGAUUCCUGCAGAAAAGGACAGUCCAACUUCAUCAGGCAGAUCGAAAACCUGCAAGGCAUGAUGGGAGAAGUGACCCCCGAUCUGUCUGUCAGCAGGCGAGGCAGCGAGCAAAGUGCUCAGCAGAGCACAACGCUGCAGCUCUCUGAGCUGAGGGACAGAGGAGGAGGAGGAGGAGGAGAGGAAGGGCUGGCAGACAGCCAGCAGGGAGGAAAGGACGACAAAGAACAUGAGGAAGAGGAGAGAGGAGGAGAGGGAGCUCCUUCUGCAGCUGCUGACACUGUUAGAGGUCUGAAUGUUUCUUCCUCGAUCCAACAUGGAGUCUUCGGCCCUCCUGUCUUCAGUCAGAAUGAUGAAGAUGAUGGCAGGGAACAUGAGGGCGGGCAGAAAAGCCAAAAGUCGUCUGAAGCGAUUGUCUCGGGACCCAGAGGUCGGUUUCAGGGGAACCGCUCCCCCCUGAGGUCACAUCCUGUCAACCGGCGGCGAAUCUUCAGCCUGGAGCCGUUUCAUCAGAGCAGCAUCAUCAGCCGCCCACAGAAGAGAGGGAGGGAUGAUGAAGGAGAGGAUGAGGAGGAGACGGCAAACCCCAACAAGAGAGUCAAAGCCGCCAACGACUCGACUCUGGAGGAAGUGAAAAAGCUGAAGGUCUGCGUCGAGCUAAACGGCCUCCAACUGAACAGGCCCCGCCUCCCCAGAGAGCUGAGCCAAUGGCUGCCCUCCUGGGACAGGAAGUGGCUCCCUGUGAGGGAGAGCUCAGAGGUCACUGGGAGCUGGAGGGAGCCCAGCUUCCUGAGGCGGGUCGGUCCCACAGGUCUCCAAGUGGCCCCGCCCUCUUCUGAUGGUCAACCGGCCCAGGAACCAAUCAGCUUGGCCCCCCACCAACAAGCCCCGCCCACCUCCUCCAGACAUCAGAGCCUCGGGGAGAACCAUACGGUCUCUGGUCCAUCCACGCCUCCCCGGCCUUCCUCCUCAGCAGACCGUCGUCUGUUUGGCUGCCAUGGAAACGAGAUGACGAAGGGUAAACGACCCUUCAAGAUGAAACACGCAGGAUGUGAGAGAGAGGAGGAAGGAGGUGACGAUGAGGAGCAGAAGGGGAAGGAAGUGGCGCCGCGCUUCCUGGAGCAGCAGCUCAGUGAGGUCAACCACAGAGACGACGGCGGGUACGGCGCCCUGCAUGAGGCCUGCGCCCGCGGCUGGCUCGCCAUCGCACGGCUUCUCAUCCGCCACGGGGCCGACGUCAACUGCUGCUCUCAGGACGGAACCAGGCCGCUUCACCACGCGGUGGAAAACGACCAUGUGGAGGUGGUCCGCUUCCUGCUGGCCUGCGGCGCCGACCCCACCCUCACCACUUACUCCGGGCGAGGGCCGCUCAGCAUGAGCCACAGCGCUGCCAUGGCAACCUUCCUGGAAGACUAUCUGUCAGACAUCCAGGGAAGGUCGGAGGGCGAUCCGGGGAUCUGCUGGGAGUUCCAUGGCAGCUCUGUGUGCGAACCGGCCAAUCAGGAGGGAGCGUACAACAUUCUGGCUGACCCACCUGGACCAGAGGAGGAUGAGGAGGACCAAGAGGAAGACCUGGAUGAGGAGCAGGGAGCCAGGAGGGAGGUGUUUGAGUUUGAGCUCUCAGAUCGACCUCUGCUGCCGUGCUACAACAUCAAGGUGUCGCCAUCUGAGGGGUCCAGGAACUGGCUCCUCCUGGAGGACGUCCUCGGCCGUCUCCAGAUGACUUCCCGCUCCUUUCGGCGCCUCUUCCCUCAGCUCAACAUUCAGUCCGUCCCUGCAGACGAGUUCUACCGGCAGGCGUCUCUGUCCCAGCUGCUGACGGGUCCAGAUGAGCAGGAACUGGCCUCCCUCAGGUCAGAGGUGAAGGAGUGGGUGGAGCUGGUGGAGGCCACCCCAGAGCUGGCCGCCAUGCUGGGCUCCUCCCAUGAGUUUGUGGACAGUCGCUUGGAUGCUUCCCGUCCCCCUGCACCACCACCGCUGGAACCUCCUCCGUGUCUCAGACAGUCCUUCCCUCCAGUGCUGAAGAGCAGGACCAUGGAGAGCUCUCCAGCAUCGGGACAUCUGGUUGGUCUUCCUCCUGUUGGUCCAUUAGAUUCCAGCUCAUGGGAGAAGCAGAAGAAUGAGGCUUCAAAGGCAACAAUGGCGGCUGGUUGGUGGAGCCGUGGUCAGAACCCUGAAACCAACGUGUCCGCUGAUCCAGACCCAGCAAAGCCACAACAGAGGUCCAAAGGAAGGAGGACCCCUGGGCCUCCUCCCAUGAAACAGAGAAGAAGACUGGUCCAUGAAGAUCCCACACCAGCUCUGGUUCCCAGUCAGGAGACAGGAAGUUUAAAUCCUGAACAUUUAAAAGACGAAACCAACCGAAAGGUCCAGAACCGAUCAGCAGGCGAGGCGACCGAAGCACUGCGGCUUACGUCUGAGAACCGAUGCCGCUCUAAGCUGGACCUGAGGGAUCCUCAGGAAGCAAGGAGAACCUCUGGAACCGCCGCAAACCAAAGGGACACCACUGGCGUCAUGGCGGACGCUGCCUGGCAGAGGAACCUGACCAGCGUCAGAGUCCACCUCAGAGACCUGGGGGUGAAGAUCGCUAACAUCCAGAGAGACGCCAAAGAGGGUGGCGGGAAAGACGGCCAGAGUCCAAACAUAGUCCUGAGGCGACAAUGGUGGACAGCAAUGGUGGAAAGUUUGUAUUCUCUGAGCGUUAGCGAGUUUUUAUUUCCCAGACCCGUUAGCAUGAGGGCUAGCCACUUCCUGUUGGUUUCUCACAAAAUAAACGAAAAACAAAGACAAAAAAGUUGAACCUGUGUCGUUCCUGAGGCUAAAGAUGGGUCAAUGCUAACCUGACUGUCAUGUGACCCGUUCUUCCAGACGUACGCUAACACGCUAGCAUGCUAACAUGCGUUAAAUGAGCAGCUAGCAGCUCCAGAAGCUUCCGUAUCCUGAGCUGUCAUGGUUUCCUGAUGGGUCCACUGGGAUCAGGUCUCUAUGAUGGAGAACAGCCUGUGGUCCAGUAACGUCUACCAGCCGCUGUGAUGUCACAAUGACAUCACAGCCUCCUAUAGAAAGCUGUUUCUCUCAUCGCUGCUGUGACCUCAUCUGUUCAGGGUCUCCCUGAUGUUUACGCUCUGAGCCGCCAUGUUGACGGCUGCUGCCUCCAGCUUCAACCAAUCAGCUCUAGUUCUGAUCAGAAGACAUCUGG
Messenger RNA from Cyprinodon variegatus (sheepshead minnow), 6517 nucleotides. RefSeq lists its product as uncharacterized. Gene Ontology annotation, molecular function: protein binding; transcription corepressor activity. The transcript has 11 exons. The record is from RefSeq and is a predicted model, not a curated record. Gene Ontology annotation, biological process: negative regulation of transcription by RNA polymerase II. Bases 196 to 6117 code for a protein of 1973 amino acids. Gene Ontology annotation, cellular component: nucleus. Lineage: Eukaryota; Metazoa; Chordata; Actinopteri; Cyprinodontiformes; Cyprinodontidae.